AUGACUAGUGACGACCAGUUUUUCUUCGAUUAUCUUGCCUCUAUUCCUCACGACAUAAGGAGAUACUCCUUAGACGUCGCUGAUACGAUAGACCGGCAUAUCGACGCAGCAGCUCUCGCAGUUCGGGAAACUCUCGCUCAUCAAUCGUGGCUGCCCUCAAGUGUUCGGCCGAGAUCGAAUAUCCGGUCCUUCACCCCGCCUUCGCAGUCUUUGUAUGAUCGCGUGCACAGCUGGACAGCUCGGAAUCGAGCAUGGACUGCCGCUAUACUGGCUUUCGUCGGGACGAGCUCUAUCCUGUAUCUCGGCAGUAAGAAAUUGAGGGCAAAGCGACGGAAAGCGAGAAGAGCUGCAAAUGGUGGGCGGAAGGAAAUAAUAGUUGUUGCUGGAUCGCCGCAUGAGCCGAUGACUCGGUCGAUAGCAGCGGAUUUAGACCGAAGAGGCUAUAUUGUUUACAUCACCGUGUCAUCUGCAGAAGAAGAACAACUUGUUCGGUCGGAGCAUCGACCUGAUAUACGCCCUUUGUGGCUUGAUUUAUCGACACUGUCUUCGUCGCCGCAAGAUGUGCACUCAUCAUUAAAUGAGCUGCAUACCAUGAUCACGCAGCCACACUCUCCCAUGCCUGGCGUACCGCCGCACAUAUGCCAGCUGAGCGGUCUUAUCCUAGUACCCUCGCCCAACUUUGUAGCUGGUCCGGUGGCUACAAUCCCACCCUCUUCAUGGGUCGACACCAUUAACACCCGUCUUCUAUCUCCUAUUCUAACCACUCAGCUCUUCCUGCCCCUCCUCACACUCCGCAACACCAACAGUACUAUUAUCCUUGUCUACCCCUCGAUAUCGUCAUCUCUUUCAGCACCUUUUGCUGGGCCUGAAGUGGCUACAGCUCGCUCCCUGUCAGGAUUUGCGACAUCGCUCCGAAGGGAGCUGGGUCUCCUGCGCCACAACAAUGUUGACUUGGUGGAGUUGAGGCUUGGAAAUAUUGAUCUUGGGCCGCAAUACCGAGCACCAAACAGUCAUAUUGCAGGAACCGAGGUUCUCACAUGGAGCGUCCAACAACGGGCACUGUAUGGGCCUCAGUAUCUUAACAGCAUUGAACAGCGGCCUGUUGCAUCCGCCGGGCCUGGCAUGGUGCGAGGAUCGCCUGCUAGAGCUCUUCAUAACGCUGUGCUCGAUGCAUUGGAGCCGACAUCGAGAACCAUUUUUGGAAAACGAGCCGCAAAGAAACCGGUAAGGUACGCCGGGCGAGGGGCUAGGUCUUAUCAUUUCAUCGGCCAAUGGGCACCCCCCGGUUUAGUAGGAUGGAUGUUGGGUCUUCAAAGUCUUCAUUCAGGAUAUCUGCCGUCUGCUGAUAGCCCCAGCGGUAGCGGUAGUGAGACUGGUUGGGAAAGGGUCGACCACUAA
Molecule: messenger RNA, 1398 nt
Organism: Aspergillus calidoustus
Lineage: Eukaryota; Fungi; Ascomycota; Eurotiomycetes; Eurotiales; Aspergillaceae
Source: the annotation of a GenBank genome assembly